Molecule: messenger RNA, 3890 nt
Organism: Meira miltonrushii
Lineage: Eukaryota; Fungi; Basidiomycota; Exobasidiomycetes; Exobasidiales; Brachybasidiaceae
Product: kinase-like protein
Exons: 1
Coding region: 128-3823 (1231 amino acids)
Biological process (GO): intracellular signal transduction; negative regulation of glycogen biosynthetic process; protein phosphorylation
Cellular component (GO): cytoplasm; nucleus; cytosol
Molecular function (GO): ATP binding; protein serine/threonine kinase activity
Source: RefSeq, a predicted model, not a curated record
CGUGCUAUUGCAAAGCUCCCCUCUCUCUCCUUUGAUCAUCAACUCAUCCCUAUACCACAUUGUCAUCAUCAUCAAUACCUCUCGAUGCGCUUUUGAGGUCCCCAAGCUGGACUUGUAAUAUCUCAAAAUGCCGCUUGAGCAAAUUGGUGCUAAAUUACAAUUCUUUGGUAAGCCAAAAAGCAGCAUUUUAUCAUCAUUAACAGAUAACGAAAUUGAAGAUGGUGAAAGAGAUCAAGCAUACGAAAUCGAUCAAGAGAUAGAACCAGAUGAACAAAAAGCUGAAGAACAAGAAGGAGAUCACCGACGAGACUCGAUACAAUUAUCACAAAAUGAAGAUAUGACUCUUCUCAAAUUAGGCGGUGUCGGCGGUGUUCAAAGAUCCGGAAGUUGGGGCUUCGAUUCACGUAGCAACAACAAUCGAUCCAAAUUCCGCAAUUCCUUGUCUGAUUCACCGGAAGAUGGCGAUCACAAACAAGAAUUGACUCAAUCGCCUUAUGCUGAGAAAGAGCCAUCACCACCCUCGAUCCCAUGGAGACGAUCUUCAAAUAGUACAAAUGACGACUCAAAUCGCUCUUCCGAACCUGGCAGAACGUCGACUUCGUCUUCAUCAGCUGCAGCUUUCUCUCUUCGCUCACUGUCUAAUCGCCAUUCAACAAGCUCAAAUGGAAGCUCAGCAGGAUCUUCCAUGCGUCAUUUGACUUCCGAUGAAGGGCAUACAUCAUCCACCAGUACAAUCGGCGGUCACUCAUCAUCUACUGUCACUUCAGAGGACGCUGCUGUCAGUAGUAUCAGUAGUGAAAAGACAGUCACCGAAACAGGAUUGGGUAUCCAAUCUGGCGAAGAUGAUUAUUCACAGAUAGGACCUCGCGUUCAAAGAAUACAAUCGAUAGGGAGAGGUUUCGAUAUCCGAAAGCGGAGAGAGGCCGAAGGGCUGGGCAGAAGGGGUUCUUUGCUUGCCGGAAACGCAGAUGAAAUGGACGUAGACUCAAGAGAUACAACCGUGCAAGGCACAGCAGCCAGCGAUCAAACUAUCGAAAUGGAAGCCAAUGCAACGGCUGACGACACGAUUGCAUCUCUAACACGCUCUCCCACAAAUUUACAAAAUCAAACGGAACCUCUAUCGCAAUCACCCAAACCAGUUGGACAAUCGGAAGACUACAAAUCACGAUUGAGUACCUUGACUCUUACUGCAGCUGCACAGUCAGAACGGUCGCCAGAAGACUCGCCUAAGUUUCCACCACCAGAACCUCGUCGGCAUACUGGAUCAUACGCUCUUCGAAGUCGAUCUGCUUUAUCGCAAAGUGUUGGUUCUUCGUCUGGUUUACAGUUUGGAAACGGUCAAGGAAGGGCAGCAGCACGAAAGGAGUUGGCCGCUGCUCGUAUCGCUGCAGCAAAUUCUGCUCUUGAUACACCUCGUGCGUCAGUUGUGCAUAUUACGGGUGCAGCAGAUGAAGUGCCUCUGGUCCAUCCACAGCCGCGAUCUUCACCUGCCAAUGUGACUUCUUGGCAAUCUACCGCUACUGCUUUCUCCAAUCUAAGUCAGGGAGAGUCUCUACCAACAAUUUCACCACGCACACAGCCGAUGGAGUUAUCUAUUUCAGCAAUUACCACUGGUUCUGAUCGUGUACCCACACAACGAUCACCGAUUGCUCAUGCUUCUCCUGAUGCUCUGUCUUUGUUGCAACAACCACUCAGCUCACCUCGCGUUCGAUCACCAUUGACACCGAGCGGAUCAGAAGGUAAUAUUCCUACCUCGCCUUUCGAGUUGGAGAUGGAUAGACUUUCUCGGGAGAGCGCUCUCACUGCUCUUUUGGAACCUUCCCAGCAUCUCGGACGUCGGUCAAGCGGUGAACCUAACAUAAACGCUGAAGGAGUAGAUCGUGUAUCUAGCAGACCAAUGAUUGCAAGAUCGAGUACAUCUUUGGCCGGCAUGAAUGUUUUGCGUACUCCAACAACGGAAGAAUGGAGUAGAUAUCUUGCAAAACAAGGAUUGGAUCCAACUUUGAUGUCUUUGGCAGCUGCUAAUGCAGCAUCAAAAAGUAAUGCAAAUUUGGCGGAGAACAUUCAUUUGCGAUCACGUACAAACACAAGUCGAAGUGCAGUGUCUGGCAAUCCCAAAAGACGGAUUAGUGAUCGAGAAUUUGGCAUGACGCCUGCCUCUAUGAGUUCAUCCGUGGAAGCACUCCCACAUGAAAACAUCCUCAAUCAACCGAAUGAUUUGAUUCUAGCUGAGAUGAUUCGUCAAUCAAGCAAUCGUCAACCUCGCUCUAGCAGUGCAGUCGAAAGCGGGAGAGAUGAAUUGGACAGCGUGAAGGAGGAUGAAAGUGAUGAAGAAUUUGAUGUGGAAGAUGCACGAGAACGAUUGUCGCAAGCGGGAGAAGGUAGUGAAUCAGACGAAGAAUUAAGCGAUGAUAUGGCAGAACGAAUGCGUGCACUUCAUGAGGCAAUUUCCAGACCACCUUCUCGUCGUGGCACACCUGCUCCAAGUGAAUCCGGAAGGGAUGUUCAAGAAACGGUUGAUUUACGUAGAAAUCUUCGUUGGCCUACAAGAGAUAUGGCUGCUGAAUUGGCCGGUUAUCCACUUCCACCACAAGGUGAACAAAGGAAUAUACAAGAUUUCGUCAUUGUGGAUGAUAUUGGUCGUGGAGCAUAUGGAUUGGUGAAAAAGGCACGUGUACGUGAUGAAAAGAGUGGUGAACCAAUCGGACCUGAAUUUGCCAUCAAGUAUAUCAUCAAAAGUAGAAUUCUGGCAGAUUGUUGGAGAAGACAUAAAGCUUUAGGUCCGAUUCCGGUAGAAAUUCAUGUUUUGGAUCAAUUACGUAGAUUGGCUUAUCCUUUGCCAGUGGACGUUCCAGCAUGGAGUGCGGAAAAGUUGUUUGGCUGCAAAUCUUUGAUCUCUCAUCCAACAAUGGUCAAAACGGAAGAAGGCGAGUGCGUUGUGACUGUUGGUCAUCCGUCUUUGUGUAUGAUGGUGGAUUUCUUUGAAGAUCACGAGUUUUACUAUAUGGUCAUGCCACGAUUUGGAACUGGUCAAGAUCUGUUUGAUUAUGUAGAAUCUCAACCGCACGGCCUUACGACUCGACAUGUCCGUUGUAUCUUUGGUCAACUGGCAGACGGUUUACGAUUCUUGCAUGCGAACAACAUUGUGCACAGAGAUGUCAAGGAUGAGAAUGUGAUUUUGGAUGGAAAUGGACAUAUCCAGCUAAUCGAUUUCGGAAGUGCGGCUCAUAUUCAUACUCGUUCAACCGGAUCAGCAGCUGCUGCAAAUAGGUUGUUUGAUACAUUUUCCGGAACCUUGGAUUAUGCUGCUGCGGAAAUUUUACGAGGAGAAAAGUAUGGUGGAAAAGAACAAGAUGUUUGGGCUUUGGGUGUUGUGGGUUAUGUUUUACUGUGUGGGGAUUGUCCAUUUUGGAACGGAGAAGAAGCCAUGGAAGGAUUGCAAGAAGGUACACGAGCAUAUACCGUUUUGACAGAUAGACGACGUCCGUUAAGCAAAGCUGAAGCGAUUGAAGAGAUCAACUUGCAUGCCGGUCAAGAUCCAACUUUGGUAGCAGGCGAACGAGAUGCAUUCAGCGGAAGACCAAUCGUUGAUGUGACCGAACAUACACUCACGGAAGAAAAGGUGAUCUUACGUCGUCAAGAAGACAUUCACGGACAAAGUGACGGAGGCGGAAAAUUGGACGAUGCUGCCGAUUUGAUUUUGCAGUGUUUAUCUUUGGAUCCUUGUUUACGUCCAACGAUGGAUCAAAUUUGUUCUCAUAAAUUUUUGUUAGGGGAUUCGGGUUGGUUUGGACAACAGGGUUGGCGCAAUCAGGCAAGUUGAGAACGAGGAGGAAAAAAAACUGUAUUCUUAUCUAUAUAUCUACAUUAAUGUGAACAAUAUCAAUAUG